Messenger RNA from Cyprinodon tularosa, 1116 nucleotides. Its product is annotated as ras-related protein Rap-1A. The record is from RefSeq and is a predicted model, not a curated record. The transcript has 8 exons. Gene Ontology annotation, biological process: negative regulation of synaptic vesicle exocytosis; cellular response to cAMP; Rap protein signal transduction. Bases 192 to 749 code for a protein of 185 amino acids. Gene Ontology annotation, cellular component: plasma membrane. Gene Ontology annotation, molecular function: GTPase activity; GDP binding; GTP binding. NCBI's taxonomy places the organism in Eukaryota, Metazoa, Chordata, Actinopteri, Cyprinodontiformes, Cyprinodontidae.
UGGAGGAGAAACUCCACCAACUGACACUUGCGGAGCGGCAGAGACAGUCAGCCAGAGACGGUGAGCGGCGCUGGACAAACUUUACUACGUGCUAAACGCGCUCAAAUAAGUCACGUCGGAGUUCGUGGCGUGGACACUUGCGGGAGCGGACACGAUACAACUGUUGGGCUCUCCAGUGAAGCAAUCCCGCCAUGCGUGAAUACAAGCUAGUGGUUUUAGGCUCUGGAGGUGUGGGCAAGUCCGCUUUGACAGUUCAGUUUGUACAGGGAAUCUUUGUGGAAAAAUAUGACCCAACAAUAGAAGACUCGUACAGAAAGCAAGUGGAGGUAGAUGGGCAGCAAUGUAUGCUUGAAAUCCUCGACACAGCCGGCACAGAACAGUUCACAGCAAUGAGGGACUUGUACAUGAAAAACGGUCAAGGCUUCGCUCUCGUAUACUCCAUCACAGCACAGUCUACCUUCAAUGACCUCCAAGACCUGAGAGAACAGAUUCUACGAGUAAAGGACACAGAGGAUGUGCCAAUGAUACUGGUAGGCAAUAAGUGUGACUUGGAAGAUGAACGUGUGGUGGGGAAGGAGCAGGGCCAGAAUCUGGCCAGACAGUGGAACAACUGUGCCUUUUUAGAGUCCUCAGCUAAGUCAAAGAUCAACGUCCUUGAUAUCUUCUAUGACCUGGUCAGACAGAUAAAUAGGAAAACACCAGUGGAAAAGAAGAAGGCAAAAAAGAAAUCCAACUGUGUCCUGCUUUAAAGACCCUCCUCCCCCCCGCCCCUGCAGCAGCUCUGAGCCAGAAAUGCUGUAAUGAAGAACUGUUGCCCUGAUUGGAACGUGCCAGCAUUCCAACAGCCCCCCCAGUCCCACUCCCUCCAUCAGCCAUAAACGGUGAAUCAGCUGAUCGAACUGCUCUUAUCAAAGCCGAGGAAGACCUACAAGAGAGUAAAGACAGAGGGGAAGAGAAGAAAGAAGACCUUGUCUUUCGACUGUGAGGACGUCCCUGUGUCUCAGUAUCAGCAUGAACCCUGAACGGACAGCCUCCAACUCUGCAUCAAUAAAUGGCGCCACAAACUGAUGAUGAUGUUAAAACACAGCAGAACCUCUGAAAUAAAAAAAAAAAAAA